AUGAAACGUCUCAUCUUCUUGUUGGCUCUUGCAUUUGCGGGGAGUGACCAAGUCAACAAAUAUAGUCCCAGCUUUUCUCAAAGCAAGUUGUUUAUUUACAAGUAUGAUGGCGUGAUUCUGACUGGGCUGCCGGAGAAAGGCUUGAACAAAGCUGGGUUUAGAAUCACCAGCAGAGUGAAGAUCAGGGGACUAGGAAUGAGACAGUACCUUCUAAAACUGGAAAGUCCUCAACUUCAAGAGCUUAAUGGGAUUUGGCCCAAAGACCCGUUUACCUCACUCCAUAAGCUGACGGAAAAGUGGAUUCCAUUCCUGACCAAACCUGUGAAGUUUGAGUAUGUAAGCGGCCGAGUGGGAACUAUCUUUACCUCUGAAAAUUUACCUGAAGAUAUCUUGAACAUCCACAGAGGAAUCCUGAAUAUUUUUCAAAUCACCGUCAAGAAAUCCCAAAACUUCUAUGAUUUACAAGAGGCUGGAAUUGAAGGAAUCUGCCAUGCAAGAUAUAUAAUUCAAGAGGACAAGAGAAAAGAUCGCUUAGUUAUAACAAAAGCCAAAGACUUCACCAACUGUCAGGAGAGGGUUUUGAAACAAACUGGCGCAGCCUACACCCAACUCUGCCCUUCCUGUCAGCAGAGAAGCAGGAAUAUACGUGCAUCUGCUGCUUUCACCAUCGUCCUGAAGCCUACAAUGCUUGGCGCAAUCAUUCAAGAAGCUAGGGUUCGAGAAGUGCAUCAGUUUACACCAUUCCAUGAACUUGAUGGAAUUAUUCGAUUGGAGGCACGACAAAGCCUUAUCUUGGAGUCAGUCACAACACCGCACAUGGAAACAACACCUGAACUGCUUAGUCAACGAAGCUUGCAAUAUCACAGUGAGAGAGAUGUACUCCAGCAACCAUUCUGGCUGCUUAAGAGCCAAACUUCUCUGAUCGCCCAGCUAACAGAUACCUUGAAUCACAUGGCUCAGCACAAUCUGCAGGAAGUUCAUAACGAUGCUCCAGAGAGACUGUUGCAGCUUGUCCAGCUUUUCCGUUCAGCUUCACACAAAGAAUUUUCGGACAUUUGGAUCUGGGUUAAGCAUCAAGCUGAACAAAGGCAUUGGUUCCUUGAGGCACUUCCUGCGGUCGGAACAAUAGAAGCUAUGAAAUGCCUCAAGAGCAUAAUUCUAGAAACUGAAGUACUCCAUUCCGAAAUGGUUCAGGUUUUAAUUCUUGCAAUGUACCAAGUUAAAACCAACCGAGAAGUUCUAAAGGUGACGAAAGAAGUCAUCGGCCUGGACCAAGUGAGACAUCACUGGCUUGCUCGCAAACUUGCACUUCUUGCAUAUGGCUCUAUGAUUUUCAGACACUGUGCAGAAAAGCCAGUCUGUCCUGAGGAUAUACUGAAGCCCAUCCACAACUUACUCAUCGACGCCAGCAAUCGGCCCAACGAUGAGGACGUUGUUCUCGGCCUCAAAGUGAUCGGCAAUGCGGGGCAGCCAGAGAGCAUCAAGAAUAUCAUUAAACUGCUGCCUGGAUUUGGCACGAUGGCUUCCAGAAUCUCGCUGAAUGUCCGGUUUACUGCUAUCAUGGCGCUGCGGAACAUUGCAAAGAAAGACCCACGAACAGUACAACGUAUCACUGCCCAGAUCUUCCUCAGUCGAAAGAAUCAUCCUGAAGAACGAAUGAUGGCUUGUGCGGUACUAUUCGCUACCAAACCACCUCUGACUUUAGCAGUUGCGGUAGCUAGCUCACUGACAACAGAGACCAGCUUUCAGGUGGCCAGUUUCACCUUUUCCUAUAUAAGAGCUCUCACUAGAAGUUCACUUCCAUCUUUCAGUCCGCUGGCUGCUGCCUGCAAUCUAGCAAUGAAUACCAUAAGUCCCAAACUUGAGCAACUUGGUCAUCGCUUCAGCAAAGUUUACCGUGGGGACAUAUUUGUGUACAAACUGAUGGCGGGAGGAUCUGCUAAAGCCUUUCUGUUUAAGACUUCCAGCAGUAUCAUUCCCACAGCCCUGCUGGCCAAAGUCAGAGGUCAUGCUCUGGGAAGCUCAUCAGAUCUUAUAGAGGUUGGCUUUCGGGCAGAAGGUCUCCAGGAGGUGCUGAUGAAUGGUCGUGCACCAGACCUUAGAAAAUUUGACAGUAGACCCAUUCGGCGCAUCAUAAACAAGUUGCUAAAUUGGAAAGAAUUGCCAGAAGAGAAACCUCUGGCUUCAGCAUACGUCAAACUUUUUGGACAAGAGAUAGCUUUCGCUCAAGUGACAAAGGAAGAUCUUGAUGUAAUUAAACAGAAAGUCCCUAUUCCAAUCAACAAAUACACGAACAAACUUAAAGAAGGAGUUAGUUUAAAUCCUUCCAAGGCAUUGGUCAUAGCUGAGAUACGACGUGUUGUACCUACAGUAAUUGGUCUGCCAAUGGAACUGAGCAUCACUUCAGCUGCCAUAGCACUGUCCAGUGUGAAAAUUGAUGUCCACUCUGAACCCCCCAUUGAUAAAAUCUCUCGCUUGCUCACUUCCAGAAUUCAACUGAAUGCCCACCUCAGCCCAAGUGUGUCCCUACAGACCAGAGUUUUCAUGGGAAUAAAUAUGCCUCAGAUUCAGUCAGGUGUGCUACUCCAAGCAAAGGUCCACUCAAUUAUCCCCAUGACCAUAACUGCAAAGAUAAACAUAAAAGAGAGAAAUAUCAGGAUCGACAGUUCACCAGCCGAUAGGGAGAACAGGAUUCUAUCCAUGACUUCUCAGGUUUAUGCUGUUUCAAGAAGUAUCGAUAACUUAUCUGCAGAAAAAGUAACCCCGAUUUUACCUUCGGCUCCAGGAAGUCCCAUUUCCAGCCAACACUUUAGAUCAUCAGCUAAGUCAUCUCAUGCAACAAGUGCUAGAAUUGCUGUACAUCUAUCUCCAGAAACACUGUCUGACCAAGUUCCUUGCUCGGAAGAUGAGCAAAGUCCACAUCUUCCCAGUCACUUAUCUUAUCGCACGUGUGCAGCAACAACUAAAUUUGGCCUCAAAGCUUGUGUGGAUUCCAGAAUGGAAAAUGCUCUUGUCUUCAAACAUAUUCCAUUGUACUGGCUGAUUGGAGAACAUACUUUGAACUUAUUGAUUGCACCAGUUAAUUCAGACUCAGAAAUUGAAAAGAUUGUGCUGGAAAUACAAGCAGGAUCCAGAGCAUCUUCAAAACUAAUGCGACUUACUGACAAGCAGUUAGGACCGGACAAAGCUCACAGCAGUAGUAAUCGACUGAGACUGAUGAAAACAGGUUCACAGCUUCAAACUCAAAAUAGCACUUGGUCUAGUUCAAGCUCCAGCAGCAGCAGAAGCAGCAGCGGCAGGAGCAAGGUGCAGUCAGGAAGAAGUCGCACCAUUCAAAAAUCGUCACUUUCAAUUAAUUCAUCAGAGUAUAAUCAGAAGAAAGGUUCUUUGGAAGACCUCCACAGUAAAACAAAAAUCAGUAAGAGGAGCUGGAGGAGCUGGAGCAGGAGCAGCAGCAGCAACAGCAGCAACAGCAGCAACAGCAGCAACAGCAGCAAAAGCAGAAACAGAAGCAGACGCAGAAGCAAAAGCAGAAGCAGCAGCAGCAGCAGCAGCAGCAGAAGACGUUCACUAUCUUACAAAAGCAAACUCGACAGUGGAAUUGUGCGCGGUAGCCAGUCACAAAGUGUCCAGUUCCUGGAACUUGCAUUCAAACCAUUUCAGGAAAGCCGGUACACAGUCAAAAGAAAGUCAGUACGAACCAGCUCUGGCUCUGGCUGGAGUCGCAUUAUCAGGAAACGUCAUAGCUCUAGAUCACGUCGCUCCAGCCAUGGUUCAUCCAUUCUUCGAUCAUCUGAGCAGCGCUAUUUGAUUAGCAGGGUGGGUCCACCUUCCCUCGUUGUCCUUCUUCGAUCAAGAAGGACCAAUGGCACACAACAAGGCUACCAGCUCACUGGAUAUGUGAAGAUGAAAUCUCACCUGCCUAGGGUACAUUUGCGUCUCGUGGAACUGGAUGAAACGAGCAACUGGAAAAUCUGUGCCGACGCAGCAAUACCCAGCUCUCACAAAGUAUUGACAUCAGCGAGAUGGGGUGAAAACUGUGAGAAAUACAAAGUUUCCGUUAAGGUAUCAAAUGGUCAGCUUGCAAGUCAUCCAGCAGUCAAGAUCAAAACGCAAUGGUGGAAGAUUCCUGAGAGUCUGAAAUAUAGGGCAAAAGUGGUUGGGGACUAUAUACCAGGAUUGGCCUAUGCAUUCGGGUUUUCUCAAACCUACAAACGCAAUCCUCCUCGCCAGAUUACAGCACUGGUGGCUCUGACAACUCCACACACAAUUGAUACAAUCUUCAGACUGCCCAAGAUGACAGCCUAUUAUCAGGGUUGGCAGAUCCCCACAACACUGCCCAUGUGCGCAAUAAGUGUACGAGUGCAACAGAAAGGACUCAGCAGCAUAAACGAAAUCCCAGACCUGCUCCUGUCAAUAAACCAACGUCAGUGCUCUGCAGAACGUGAAAUUGUUAAGACUUUUGAUGAGGUAGAAUUGAAAUAUUCGCUACCUAAUAGAUGCUGGUAUGUCCUGACCCAAGAUUGUUCAGAAUCUCCAAAGUUUAUAUUAAUGUUUAGACGUGCUGAAAUUGAUCAGAAGAAGAAGGAAAUAAAAUUGGUGCUGGCAGUGAAUAAUACGAGUAUUGAAGCAAUUCCUAUACUAAGUGGGAUAAAGCUGUUGGUUAAUGGUGCAGAGAGAAAUCUGAGCGAGCAGAUUCCACAGCUACGAGGCGUUGUAACAAUUCAGCAGAAAGAUGCCGGGAUUAGCUUAGAAGCACCAUCUCUCAAUAUUGAUCGAUUGUACUUUGAUGGAGUAAAAGUGGAGGUUGUACUUGAUCAGAUGAUGAGUAAGACGUGUGGUAUCUGUGGAAUUAAUAAUGGCGAAAAAAAAAGGAUGAUGCCAAAUCAAGAGGAAGCCAAAGAUGUUGAGGGUCUUUUUGAAUCAUGGACAUAUCCAGGACAAUCCUGCACAGAUGACUGCAAAGUUACACAAGAAUUUGUGCAAUUAGAAAAAGUCAUUGAAUUUGAAGGACUGGAAUCCAAAUGUUAUUCAGUUGAACCAGUUCAAAAGUGCCUGGAAAAUUGUUCACCGAUUGAAAUACGCUCUCAGAUUGUCAGUUUCCACUGUGUAUCAUCCAAUUUCACUGUGCCCGACAAUACAAUGUUCUAUAAGAAGUCUGCGGACAUACUUCAUGCCGUGGAUUCCCAUAGUGAUUGCACGUGCAUGUGUGCUGAAGUGUAA
This is a messenger RNA of Carcharodon carcharias (great white shark), 5223 nucleotides long. Its product is annotated as vitellogenin-like. Gene Ontology annotation, biological process: lipid transport. Bases 1 to 5223 code for a protein of 1740 amino acids. Lineage: Eukaryota; Metazoa; Chordata; Chondrichthyes; Lamniformes; Lamnidae. Gene Ontology annotation, molecular function: lipid carrier activity. The record is from RefSeq and is a predicted model, not a curated record. The transcript is spliced from 36 exons.